This is a messenger RNA of Erythranthe guttata (spotted monkey flower), 602 nucleotides long. RefSeq names its product auxin-responsive protein SAUR21. NCBI's taxonomy places the organism in Eukaryota, Viridiplantae, Streptophyta, Magnoliopsida, Lamiales, Phrymaceae. The record is from RefSeq and is a predicted model, not a curated record. Gene Ontology annotation, biological process: response to auxin.
CAUCAUUUGUUUAUAGCCUAUAUAUACAAACAUCAUUUCUUGAUUACAACCAUCAUCAGCAACUCCUCCUUAUUCACCUCUCACUUAUUUCAAAUACUUCUCCAAGAUUCACAUCAUACAAAAAUGGCCAUCCGCCAAAUACUGAAACGAUCUUUAUCCAACGAAAGAAGAUCAAAUGAUGUUCCAAAGGGGCAUUUAGCUGUUUACAUCGGAGAAAAUGAAAAGAAGAGAUUUGUUAUUCCAUUGUCAUAUUUAAACCAUCCUUCGUUUCAAGAUUUGCUUUGCCAAGCCGAAGAAGAAUUUGGAUACCAUCAUCCAAUGGGCGGCCUUACUAUUCCUUGCAGGGAAGAUUUAUUCGUUGAUGUAACAUCUCGCUUGAGGCGAACAUGAUAUAUAUACAGUUAUACAUAAACUAGGUCUUAGGGCAAUAGAAUGUUUGUUAGCUAGUUUGUGGACGAUUUUGUUCAUUUUUUUAUUUUUGUACUCAAAGAAGAUACUUUGUCAGCAGGUAGAAGAUGUACUCAUGGACAGAUAGAUUAACGGUAUUACUUAUGAAAGAUCUUUUGUUUACUCCAAGCCAUUUUGACAUGUGCAUUUUAUGU